AUGUCUACAGAAUCUCCACCCCCGGAAUCUCCACCCACAGACCCCCUACCCUCAGAAUUCCUCUACGGAUUCAAAUACUGUCCCCACAAAAUAGCCCACGGUAACACCUGCGGUAUCUACCACUCAGGUCUCGGCUCCGGCAAUCGAAGCACGUGCGCGUGUCCACCGGGUCUGAGAAGUGAGGGAUCUGUUUCCAAAACAUCUUUGUCCGGAGUGUGA
This is a messenger RNA of Botrytis porri, 219 nucleotides long. RefSeq lists its product as uncharacterized. The transcript is spliced from 2 exons. Bases 1 to 219 code for a protein of 72 amino acids. The record is from RefSeq and is a predicted model, not a curated record. NCBI's taxonomy places the organism in Eukaryota, Fungi, Ascomycota, Leotiomycetes, Helotiales, Sclerotiniaceae.